GUCAAUCUAGCCAUGGCGGUCGCAGUACCAUUGUACAUCUGGCCAACCCCCAACGCUUGGCAGCCUCUUUACAACACCAUUUCUGCGUCUCCAAACACGACUUUCAACGUGAUCAUCAAUCCCAAUUCCGGUCCUUCUGACGGCGCUUCAGAACCUGAGAUUAUCUCUGCGGUCACGUCCCUUCGCUCUCACAGUAACGUGCAACUGUUUGGCUACGUUCACAUCAACUACGGAAAACGCAAGGCUGCCACCGUACAAAAGGAGAUUGCCACCUACUCGACCUGGAAGAAGUCAGGCAAAACCGACAUUCACCUCGAUGGCAUCUUCGUUGACGAAGCGCCCUACGAAACCAAGGACCUUUCCUACAUGAAGGACAUUCACACUUACGUUCAUAAAACCAUGCCAAAGUCGCACCAGCAAGUCUGGACAAAUCCGGGCAUCCCCAUCGACGCGAAAUUUUACGAAUACGCCGACUACGUCAAUGCGUACGAGAACUCCUAUGCCGACUGGACUGCUGGAGGCAAGAACAAGAUCCCAGAAUGUCUGAGGCAGAAGAGCACGGUCAUGAUCCACGACUACCCGAAAAACUCGAACGCGAAACUGAACACUGAUACGAAGAACAUCGUUGCCGCUGGUUACAACGGUACCUUCAUCACUACGAGCAGUGGGUACGAAGAGUUUUCGACCAGCUGGGCGCAAUACGUCAAGGAUGUC
Messenger RNA from Aureobasidium pullulans EXF-150, 714 nucleotides. RefSeq lists its product as uncharacterized. NCBI's taxonomy places the organism in Eukaryota, Fungi, Ascomycota, Dothideomycetes, Dothideales, Saccotheciaceae. The transcript has a single exon. The record is from RefSeq and is a predicted model, not a curated record. The annotation marks the transcript as partial.